AUGCCCAUCAGCACGACUAUCGGCCUCAUGGCCUUUGGCUGGUUUGUCGAAGAACGAGACGCAUUGAUUGUGCCUACCUUCUUCUUUGGGGUGAUGGAAAGGCGCCCGCCUGUGCAUAGACCAGACCUGCCUUUGAUGGUGGAGUCUUCCAGCGGGACAAAGACAUGCGUUCGUGUUUGGACGUUGUCGUUGGCCAGAACCGAAGCAGCAGCAACAGCAGCGGCACCGUCGCCAACGCCGUUACCAUUGCGGCCGUUGCCUCUGUUCCAUCUGGGAGGACGCGGUGCAUGUCGCCGGGGGCCCUUUGCAACGGCAGAAGACGCCGCGAAACACUCGGCCGAACGGCGGAUCGCUGCUGGCGCUGAUUGA
Fonsecaea pedrosoi CBS 271.37 is the source of this 369-nucleotide messenger RNA. RefSeq lists its product as uncharacterized. NCBI's taxonomy places the organism in Eukaryota, Fungi, Ascomycota, Eurotiomycetes, Chaetothyriales, Herpotrichiellaceae. Bases 1 to 369 code for a protein of 122 amino acids. The record is from RefSeq and is a predicted model, not a curated record. The transcript has a single exon.